CAACUGGAGAGAGGAAAAACAGCUCAGCGAAUGCCAAAAAAUUUCAAGAAAGAAAUCUGAUUCUUUCUCCGCGCUCGUAAUCCAUCUUCUUCUUCUUCUUCUUCCCGAUUGGUGAUUGCGAUUAGAAAGAAAGCAGAAAAGAGAUAGUUAAAACUCCUUCACCACCCCUUACAUGAUCUCUCCUCCUCGCCAUUUCUCUCUCUGUCCAGCGACUUUCCAAUGGCGACAACUCAUAAACCUCCGAAGCUGAAGAACAGACCCAGAUCCUCAAUCCCGAAUCUGCUGAUCUGGGUAGCUGCCAUUGGCUUUCUUUUCCUCCUCUCUUCCCUGAUUUCCACCAAUGGGUUCUCCGCCCGCUCCAUGAAGCUCAUCAAGGGGCUUCUGAGGCCCAGUCGACCCAAGCGGAUGCAUACUCUGCAUGACAAGUACUUGUACUGGGGGAAUAGAAUUGACUGUCCUGGAAAGCAUUGCGAAUCUUGCGAAGGGCUGGGUCACCAGGAGUCCAGCCUCAGGUGUGCUCUCGAGGAAGCCUUGUUUCUCAAUAGAACUUUUGUCAUGCCGUCUAGAAUGUGCAUCAAUCCCAUACACAAUAACAAGGGAAUCCUUCAUCAUUCCGACAAUUCGAGUUCUGAAGAAAGGUGGACGUCUAACUCUUGCAGUAUGGAGUCUUUGUACGAUAUAGACCUCAUGUCUGAAACUGUACCUGUUAUCUUAGACAAUUCCAUAGAGUGGUUUCAUGUUGUCUCAACUGCGAUGAAGUUGGAAUCAAGAGGAAUUGCCCAUGUAGAAGAAGUUAGUCGGUUGGAACUCAAAGAGGACAGCCGCUAUACCAAUCUAUUGGUCAUAAAUCGAACUGCAAGUCCCCUUUCCUGGUUCAUGGAAUGCAAGGACAGAAACAACCGAAGUGCAAUACUGCUUCCAUACUCAUUUCUUCCUUCAAUGGCAGCAGAGAGAUUGCGAGAUGUUGCAGACGAGAUCAUAGCCCAACUUGGUGAUUAUGAUGCUAUUCAUGUUCGGCGUGGGGAUAAAAUUAAAACAAGGAAGGAUAGGUAUGGAGUUCCUCGAACACUGCAUCCUCAUCUGGACAGGGAUACACGCCCUGAAUUUAUUCUUCGGAGAAUUGAGAAGUGGGUCCCACCUGGAAGAACUCUUUUCAUUGCUUCAAAUGAGAGGACCCCGAAUUUCUUUUCACCUCUUGCUCUUAAAUACAAACUAGCAUACUCAUCUAACUACAGCGAGAUCCUGGACCCUCUGAUUGAGAACAACUACGAACUUUUCAUGAUAGAACGUUUGAUAAUGAUGGGUGCAAAAACAUUCAUCAGAACAUACAAAGAAGCUGAUACGGAUCUCAGCCUCACCGACGACCCAAAGAAGAACACCAAGAUAUGGAAACUGCCUGUGUAUACUGCUGACGAAGAAAACCAAGAGCAAUAAUGCUGCUCAUGCAUCUCCAUAGGUUUUGUUGUCUUAUUCUGUCUCAGAUCUAUAGUGUUGCCAGCUCCAUGACUGAUUGACCAUCUUUGGCAGCACGAAAGGGGCAGGGACAAGUUGAGUGUUGCUGCUUGGUAAAAUGAUGGAUGCUGAUCCUUUACAGAGAAUAUAUGUGUAUCUAUGUUUGGGUUGGGGGGAAGAUUUUUUUUUCUUCUUGUUGUAAAUUCUGUUCCGAGAGGUCUGUUGAGGAAGUUUUUAGGCAAGAUUUGAGAAUGAGAUGUACGAGGAGAGCGGGUUCGGUUCUGAAGCUGAAGGCAGAUAAGACAGAGAAGAAUGUUCAGUUUCCUUUCUUGUUACUGCAGAGAACCUUGCCUUCACUUGCUGUUUUGCGUAAUUUGGAUUUAUGCAUGUGCAGAGCGAGCGGAACUGUUUGGUCAUUUACCGCAUAGGCCUUAACGGCUUGAUGUUCGACUUGAUAAAAACUCGACUUGAU
Messenger RNA from Linum tenue, 1924 nucleotides. Lineage: Eukaryota; Viridiplantae; Streptophyta; Magnoliopsida; Malpighiales; Linaceae. The record is from the annotation of a GenBank genome assembly.